This is a messenger RNA of Naegleria lovaniensis, 867 nucleotides long. RefSeq lists its product as uncharacterized. Bases 1 to 867 code for a protein of 288 amino acids. The transcript is spliced from 2 exons. The record is from RefSeq and is a predicted model, not a curated record. Lineage: Eukaryota; Heterolobosea; Eutetramitea; Acrasida; Naegleriidae.
AUGUAUGACAAAACGAAAUGUAAUUGUCAACAUUUCACUGAAGCUGCCAUUGAAGCAUUGAAUACGAUAAUUGAAUUUGAACACAACAUUGAUGCCAAAACUAAAAAGUAUUUGGGGAAAAUGAAACAACGUGGAGCUGGUGAGCGCGUUUACAAAGUUGACAAGGAAUUGAAGAAAGUGUUAUUGGAUUCAAAUGUCAUAACCACAGACAAUGACACACUUCAAUUAAUUCAACACAUGAGAAAGAAAAUUGAAAUCAAUUCCAAAUUUUAUUUCAAAACUCACAAGGAAUUGGAUGAAUUUGUGAAAUUUGGCAUAACUGUUCAUCCUAUUUUCACAUCUUCACAAGAUUAUGCUUUUUUGAAAGGAUUUGAUAGGGCUUUUUGGUUGAAAUAUCAAAGAAAAGUAGAAACGACAUGGCAUAUCGCGAAACAUGACCAUAUGGACAAUGUUAACAUGACUGUUGUGAGACAAGAUUUUGUUUUGGAAGCUCAAUGUGGUUGGCAACAUCCAAGGUUGAAUGAUACUUUAUCCAAAGUUUCUCAAAGAAACAAGUCCUCCAGCUCCAACAGCGUAUCAAGAGCAAGCCACCAAUCUAUUAAGGAGAAUUUUGUAACUACGUACGAUACAUUUCUAUGUCCUGUAUUAGUGGGAGAUGUACGUAAUGCAACAAAGUUGGAUCUAAAUGAAAAGUCUUGUCAACCAUAUUCGACAUCCACCACUGCUGAUACAUGUUGUUAUAUUCUCACUUUGGAAGACUCUGGAACUAUCAUGUACAAACCAAUCAUUCAAAUUUUGAAACUUCUUCAAACCACUGAGGUCAAUGAGAAGAAUUGUUCGUUUGGUGAAUUCAAUAUGAUGUCUUGA